AUGGGAUCUGGGUCCAUAUGGAAGCAUCAUGUUCGUCGUCAGUUUGCAGAUACACCUUUAGUUUGUGGUUGCAGUUGGUACAAAUCGAAGAAACCAAAACAAAAGAACAGGAAAUACGCCCUUUUGUCUGGUAGUCAGAAGAGUGAACCGAGCAUACGUGUACUUAACUUUGCCAAAUUUAUCUCAGUCUAUGUAAACUUGUUCAAAAAUAUACGAGAUACCAAUUUGAUCACAUUACUCAUAUCCUGUGUAUCAAUAGUAUUUUUGAUCACCACUAAAUAUUUUAUUGAACCACUAUUAAGAAGAUAUGUACAUUUCAAUUUUCCAAUACCCAGUGAAUUAGUUGUGAUUGCUCUGGGUACCGUAACUUCGGCCGCUCUCAACUUGCAUUCAACCAAUAAUGUUUCAAUUGUUGGACAUAUUGCAAGCGGAAUGCCUCAGCUAACUGUACCAUACUGGCCUGUUGUUCCGGAGUUGAUUGGUGAUGCGAUUCUAAUUACGCUAGUCAGCACCUUUCUGUCUAUAUCUUUGGUGAAAUUAUUUUCAAUGAAGUAUGGGGAUAAAAUAAAUUUCAAUCACGAGAUUUUGUCAUUUGGAAUUAUGAAUACAAUAACAGCUUCUUCUCCUGUUCCGUUCAAAGGGACAAGAAGUCGGACACCACUAUCUGGUGUAGUCAGUUCAGCCAUGAUUAUUUUUGUACUGUUAUUUUUGGGGCCAUAUUUUGAAGCUACUCCAUCGUGUAUUUUGUCGUCUAUCAUUGUGGUGGCAUUGAAAAAUAUCUUGGUACAUCCGAAGAAACUACCCUAUUUAUGGCGUACCUAUAAACCAGACUUUGUGCUAUUCCUAGUAACAUUCCUGAGUACUGUAGUACUUGAUGUUACUUAUGGACUAAUGGUUGGUUUAGUUGCUUGUGUUUUUGCGUUGUCCGAGAAACAGCGCAGUGUAAAAUUGCUUGAAUUACAAAAUGUUCCAGGCACAGAACUUUACGUUCGCAAACAUUUUGAGCUGUUAACUAACACACAAAUCAAUAAAACACAAUAUGACUACCUAUCAUCGUCAAUUAAAUCCGUACGUGUUUUGGGUUCAUUGAAUUUCUCAUCAUUUGAAAAUUUCACAAGCAGUAUUUACAAGGUGAUUGAUCAUAUGGCCGUAGAAUACAAUGGAAUUCCUCAGAAUGAGUGUCUUAAACAUCGCCAGAUUAGCGUAAUAUGUGAGGAUGCCGAUAGCAAGCAUACUGAGGACAAACCGCUCACUGCAGUUCAACAGAAAACGUCAUCGAAGAUAAAUGACAGUUAUUUUCUUACAAAUUGUGACAUGGUCAACAGACCGAAUGAAGUAAGCGAAAUAGAGAGAAACAAUUGCUCCUUUUAUUCGUCAAAAGCUGCUCCUUCCCUGUACACUGGAGUAAAUGAAAAUAAAACCAAUUGUGUUGACAAAAAGCCAAUGAGAUUUCUUCUUUUGGAUAUAUCUGGCAUAACGCACAUUGAUCCAUGUGGAGCAACUGCACUGACUGAACUCCAAAGAAGUUUAUUCAGAAGUAAACUCUAUAUGAUUCUUUGUGGAGAUCCAGCUCCGUUCAAGUGUUUAUCAGUAUCUGAUUGGCAGACGUGUCCUGGAAUAAAAUCGGUCUACCCGACAUUAUAUGAUGCUAGUGCUGUUUGUGUGAAAGCACUUUGUCAGAAUGAAUCAGAUCUGCUGGAGUCUGGGGAAAUACAAGAGAGCAACGAAAGUCAUACAUAA
This is a messenger RNA of Heterobilharzia americana, 1740 nucleotides long. Lineage: Eukaryota; Metazoa; Platyhelminthes; Trematoda; Strigeidida; Schistosomatidae. The record is from the annotation of a GenBank genome assembly.